AUGAGCGGCCAGCACAUUGCCCCUCGGCAGCCCUCCCCCGAGAAACAGCCCCGUGUAUCCCCUAAUCCCUCAGUGCACUCCAACCUUUCUGCCCUCUCCACCAACGCCCCUCCCUCCGCUCUCUACAACUUUCGCCUCCUCGCCGCGCUCCGCUCGGAAGAUCCAGCACAGAUACAGCCUUUUUUGAACCAGAUCAAGGCCGGCCCUAAUGGAGAGGAUCUUGACAAAGCUGGGCAGCUGCUUGGGAUGGCGGUACGAGUGGCCAAUGUGCCAAUCGUAUCUCUUAUUCUGGCAUCUGUCCCCUCUCCCAAUCUUCCCGUAGCCCCUAACAGCUCCGAAACGUCUCUCCACGUUGCCAGCGAGCUGGGAAGAGUUGACAUCGUCAGGCUGCUACUGCAAGAUCCUCGUAUCGACGAUACCAUCAAAGACGACCGUUCCCGAACCGCCCUCGAAUGCGCUUCCACCGCCGACGUCGCUUCAGCUAUCGAAGAGUCCCGCGCUCAGAUCCAAGCACACUACGCCAACUUGCUUUCGCUCUACAUUGCCAGUCCUCUGAACUCUGCCGAGGAAGGUGCAGUUCUGGGAGCGUUUUUGGAGAGUCACAGAAUUGGGGCUGUGAAUUUGAGUGCGCUGGAUGAGAGGACGGGGACGAGUUUGUUGCAUGAGGCUGCGAGGAGACGUGAUUUGAAGCUUGUUGAGUUGGCUGUCAAGGGGGGUGCCGACGUCUUUGUGCGUGAUAAGCGUAACAGGAGGGUUCUGGAUGGGGAGAAGAGUCCCGACGAGAGGAUCAAGCUGUUCUUGCGCCAGUUCAAUAAUCAAGACAGUCUCAUCGAAGCCAGAUCCGACGGCCGACCUCCAGACCUGCGCGGCUUCCUCAGUAAGUGGGUCAACUACCGCCAAGGCUGGCGUACGCGCUGGUUCGUCCUCGAAAACGGUAUCCUCAGCUACUACCGCAACCGCGACGACGAAGCUAUCGCCUGCCGCGGCUCUAUCGCCAUGGCCGUUGCGACCCUCCACGCCUCCUCCGACGGCACCAAGUUUGACCUCUCCUCCCAAGUGUCGUCGGCUGUACCAAAGUUUAUGGUCAAGUCGGUGCACCGCGCCGAGAUUGCUCGCUGGGUACAGACGCUCAAGCUUAAUAUUGAAUACUACCAGCAUGGUGCUGGGAAGGACGCGUCCAGGCCGUCAAUGUCGCCUUCUGUUGCGCCGAGACGAAGUGGGAGCUUGCAGAGGCCCGAUAGGCGAGCGGCGUCUGUUGUCAGCCAACUUCCCUCGGGCGACACUUUCCUCAGCCCCACUUUGCAGACUGCGCCUGGUCUGAGCGGUGUCAACCCUCUAAGCAAGUCUGCUAGCACCAGCUCCAGAGUCACAGGCACCCACGCGUCGAGCAUCCGGUACGACAAUGAUAAUGCGAGUGAACGGAGUGAUGAUGAGGAUGAUCAGCAAAGUGCGGAUACGAUCCCGCAUGAGGCCACGUUCGACCUUGGGUUGAUCAAUAUCAAGGAACAGCUGGAGAUGACUGAGCAGCUUGUGGAUUCCAUCGUAGUCUCACCCAAUCCUCCAUCUCCCGGAAACGCUUCUCCCAACACGACAACCGCCUCCCGUCAAGCUGCCGUCAAAGACGCCAUCCGCGAAUCCCUCUCCACCAUCCAGAUACUAAUGAAGAAGCUGUCCAGCAUGUCUGCCGACCGAGAGCGCUUUUUCACUUCCCGCAUCCAGCGGGAGGUCCAAGCGCGCCAGUUGUGGGAAGAAAACAUGUUGACGAUAGCGACCCAGCAGGCAGAGUAUGAGAAGGAGCUGAACGCGGCGGCAAAGGAUAAUGAGAAGAAGAGGCGGGCGUUGAGGCAGGCGAAGGGGGUGUUGGCUGGGCUGAGUGCUGGGGGGAGUUUGCCGGGGACGCCGGUGGGGGUUGAAGUGGGUGGGCAGGGGAUUCUUGAUUCUGCACCUGUUACGGGCGUCUCGGAUUCGUACGCUCCGCCGAAGACUGCCCCUGCCCCAAAAGGCGCUCUCGCUUCUCCUCCAGCGCUCGUCAACCAACCUUCAAUCUCCAACAUCCAAGACGUCCAGAACGCCCACGCCGCCAUCGUCGCUGCCGACUCGGACGACGAAGAAGACGACGCCGACGAGUUCUUUGACGCUAUCGAGCAGAACCAGCUGCCGAAUCUCAGACUUCAUCAGAGCAUCGCUCAUCCGGAGAGGCCGGGGACGCCGUCUGCUAGUCGAGCGGGGAGUUUGGACGUUGGAGUGAAAGAGAGUGAGGCUGUGACGAAGGGGACUGUGAAGGAGUAUCUGGCAAGGCAGAGUUUGGAGCCGUAUUUGCAUGUGCGAAGCAAGCUGCCUAUUGAUGAUGACAAGAGGCCGUCUGUCAGCUUGUGGAGUAUCUUGAAGAGCUCAGUUGGCAAGGAUCUUACCAAGAUCUCUUUCCCUGUCAGCUUCAACGAGUGUACCUCUAUGCUGCAGCGCAUGGCUGAAGACAUGGAAUACGACGCCUGCUUGACCGUCGCUGCCUCCGAAAAAGACAGUCUCCGCCGUAUCGCCUUUGUCGGUGCUUUCGCCAUGUCCAACUAUUCCUCCACCAUCGGCCGUAUCGCCAAGCCCUUCAACCCGCUCCUAAGCCAGUCAUUCGAGUACGCCAUCCCCAAUAGGUACCGAUACGUCUCGGAGCAAGUCUCGCACCACCCUCCGAUCUCUGCUUGUUACUCGGAAGCGCCGACGUGGAAGUAUUAUGGCGAAGUGGACGCGCAGAACAAGUUCCAGGGUCGAUCGUUCGAGAUUAGGCCCACGGGUGUUGCCCAUGCCGAGCUUAUUAUUCCUAAAUCUCAAGUCGUGCCCGGUUUGGACUAUCCUGAUGCGGGACCCGAGUAUGGGGAGGGGUAUGUGAGCGAGCAUUAUAGUUGGAAGAAGGUAACGACGAAUGUGUCGAAUUUCAUCAUGGGUAAUCCUAUUAUCGACCAUUACGGCGACCUUGUUGUCACGAACCAUAGGACGGGCGAGACCUGUACGCUUACGUUCAAGCCACGAGGAUGGAGAGGGAAGGAUGCGUUCGAGAUCCAGGGUAAAGUGCAGGACGCCGAUGGCGCUGUGCGAUGGGAUAUCGCUGGUCGAUGGGACACUCAACUGAUUGCGCGCGAGCACGGUGUGGAAUCUGUGCCACUCGCAGUCGACGCGACGGUCAGUCCUACGCAGAAGGAGUAUAUCCUCUUGUGGAGAAACUCGGAGAAGCCUAAAGCGCCUUUCAACUUGACGCCCUACGCCAUCACCCUUAACGAUAUCCCGCAAGGGCUGGAGAAGUAUGUCGCUCCAACAGAUUGUAGGAUGCGUACGGAUCAGCGAGCCUUCGAGAAUGCCGAGUACGACCGUGCUCAGGGGCUGAAGACUCUCAACGAAGAGAAACAACGCAACACCCGAAAUCUCCGAACCCAGGGCAAAUUGCCCCCUCACGAACCUCAAUGGUUUGUGUCGACGAUCGACGACGAUACGCAAGAAAGGCUUUGGGAGCCAAAGAGGGCCACCGAUGGAGAGGUAGCGUUCUGGCAUGAGAGAGAGAAGAAGAACUGGGAAAGUCUUGGAGUGGAGAGCAUCUUUGCGAACGACGAUGAGUGA
Messenger RNA from Cryptococcus wingfieldii CBS 7118, 3603 nucleotides. RefSeq names its product oxysterol-binding protein. NCBI's taxonomy places the organism in Eukaryota, Fungi, Basidiomycota, Tremellomycetes, Tremellales, Cryptococcaceae. Bases 1 to 3603 code for a protein of 1200 amino acids. Gene Ontology annotation, biological process: exocytosis; piecemeal microautophagy of the nucleus; maintenance of cell polarity. Gene Ontology annotation, molecular function: protein binding; sterol binding. The transcript has 11 exons. Gene Ontology annotation, cellular component: membrane; cytosol; nuclear envelope. The record is from RefSeq and is a predicted model, not a curated record.